Brassicogethes aeneus is the source of this 1792-nucleotide messenger RNA. NCBI's taxonomy places the organism in Eukaryota, Metazoa, Arthropoda, Insecta, Coleoptera, Nitidulidae. The record is from the annotation of a GenBank genome assembly.
GCGGUCCGCAUAGCAACGGUACACUUUCGUUUGUUCGUAGUUUCGAGUCCCAAACACGUGCGAUUUGUUUAUAUCCCAUUACCUCUUUGAAAUUUCCUCAAAAUCGGACAAAUUUACGUAAUUAUUGUUUUAUAAGUGAAAUGUUUCAAUAAUUGCAUCAGCGAAUGCGUUCAAGUGAGACUGGCUAUGAUUUCCUGAUUUUUGAUGGAAAAAAAGUAAACAAACUUAAAAUUUAUUAAUAUGUCGGUGAAGGAAUGGUUUCGGCAGCUUCAGCCGGUGCAGCUGUAUGUAAUCCUCACCAUUACGAUUUUAUUUUUCAUCGUUGAACUGGUGGUCAGCCAUAUAACGCACAGCCUCACUUUAUUAAUGGACUCCUACCAGAUGCUUUGCAAUAUAUUCGCCUUAACGGGAUGCCUCAUAUCAAUAAAGCGCGGUUCUCAUUCCACCACCCUGAACGGCAACAGCGCAAAUAAAUCCGACAGCGUUGCCAGUAAUAUAGGGGAAGAACUGACGUCGAAAAACCCCAACGGUUGUCAGGAUACGAGCCAAUCGAAAGCCUCGAAAGCAAAACAAAACAAGUUGAAAAACACUUUUGGUUGGGCCAGAAUUGACGUGCUAUCCAUGUUGUUUUGCUGCGUUUUUCUCGCGUCAGUGUGUUUCUCCACGUUUAUCGAAGCUAUACAGACUUUGGUGCAUAUAAGUCAUCAGGAUGAGAUGCACCAUCCCAUACCGAUUUUGUGUAUAGGUUGCUGCGGACUCGUAAUAAACGGCCUUUCGUAUCUUUUAAUCGGUGGAUUUACUUUCCAUCAAGGCAGCUUUUUGUACGUCACAGCAAGCGGUGACGUUGUAUUGAACAAAGUGGUGGUAGGCGAUGUAAGGAGUGGCGCAAGGAGGCUAUCAAGGACCAAAAAUGUCCGACCUUCGAGUUUAAACCCUAGAGAAAGACAGGGCGUAAAAGAAAUGAUAAGAGACGUGGCUAGCUGCGUUUUGGUGAUGAUUUGCGCUGUAUUGGUGUAUAUUGCAAAUAAAAAUGAAUACGCAAAAUAUAUAGACCCUAUAAUAGCUCUAAUAUCAGUGGCGAGUCUUAGUAUUUUAAGCUAUCCUUACAUGAAGGAAAGCUGUUUUAUACUAUUGCAAACAAUCCCAGACACCAUCGACAUAGAAUACCUCAAACAAGAGCUUUUAAAUCAUUUCCCCGAAAUUCUCAACGUCCACGAUUUUCACGUGUGGCAACUAACAGCCUCCAAGAUAAUUUCCACUGUACAUAUUAUUUUCCAAAACCCAAAAGUAUAUCAUAGAAUCAUGAACGACGUAAAUGAAUUUUUCAUUGAAAAUGGAAUCACGCAGGUGACGAUUCAGCCUGAAUUUUUCACGAGUGCUGAAAGUAUUGAAAGUUUGGAGUCUGAAAAGGCGCCGCUAUGUUUAGUGCCUUGUCAAUGCGAAGGAUGCCAAAUGAAGAUGUGUUGUAAUCAGACUGAUGGUUUGAGUUUGAGGUCCUCAAGAGAAAUUAUUGACCCAUCGGUGAAAAAAUCGACGGAAACUUUAAAUUCAAACAAGACUGAGGAUGAAGCAGUUAAGCCAAAUGGGGUUAUAGUGACCCCCAUGUAAAUAUGUGUAACAAAAUUUUGACUGAUAAUUUUUAGUUUUAGUUUGUAAAUCUUAAAUAUUAUUUGACUACUACUCUCAGGUUAUAAAAGAAAAUUUUAUUGUUUAUGCACUUUUUUUACAAAAAAAAUUAUGUUGCAUAUAACUGUACUGUACUGUAUAUUUUAAUAAAUUUAUUGACCAAUAA